AGCUGACUGACGCGAACAGCUGGAGAAGGGCUUGGUGUUGUGACGACCCACGUGUGUAACGCACGAAUAUAAAUAACACGCGCAACGCACACUCUUCAGCCCCUUUAGACACCAAAAUGCUCAUGUUUAGCGGUUUCCUGCAUCAGCACUUCGUGGCAGUGAGAUUUAAUUCGCGGGUGAAUGGCAUGAUGAUAUAAUGCGAAAUGUUUGGAUGACCUCAUCGGAAGCGCUGGGAAUGACAAUGUCUCCAGUUUUUCCAGUUUCACUUCAGGCAGCUGAAAGCCGCAAACCAUAAAGCGACUCUUCACGGACGAAUGCCUUAAAUAUUAUAGUCAUCAUUUGUCAUGAUGGACUGUCCAUCACGCAAUGCGUACUGGCCUCUUAUUCGCUUUCUGCUGCCGCUAGCCAUUACAAAUAUAGCCAUCGACUUCGGAGAACAGGCUCUAAACAGGGGCAUCGCUUCCGUGAAAGAGGACAGGGUUGAGAUGUUGGCCAGCUAUGGUCUGGCAUACUCGCUUAUGAAGUUCUUUACUGGACCUAUGAGCGACUUCAAAAAUGUGGGACUCGUGUUUGUCAACAGUAAAAAGGAGAGAACCAAGGCAGUCCUCUGUAUAGUUGUGGCUGGGGUCAUUGCCAUCAUCCUCCACACCCUAAUAGCUUACACAGAUCUGGGCUACUACAUCAUAAAUAAACUCCACCAUGUGGAUGAUUCAGUAGGAAGCAAGACAAGAAAGGCAUUCCUGUACCUUGCAGUAUUUCCAUUAUUAGAUGCAAUGGCGUGGAUUCAUGCUGGCAUCCUCCUCAAGCACAAGCACAGCCUGCUAGUGGGAUCUGCCUCUAUCUCUGAUGUUGUUGCACAGAUAAUAUUUGUGGCGAUUCUUCUCCAGAGUAACCUGGAAUGUUUAGAGCCUCUUCUCAUUCCCAUUGUCUCUCUGUACAUGGGAGCUCUGGUGCGGUUCACUAUCGUAGGACUGGGCUACUACUGUAAAGUCCACGACAAUAUUCCAGAGUCAAGCAGUAUUGAACAGGGGGGCGACACCACUGUAAGGAAGAUGCUAAGUUUUUGGUGGCCACUUGCUCUCAUUUUGGCCACUCAGCGCAUCAGCAGGCCCAUUGUCAAUCUGUUUGUCUCUCGGGACCUCAAAACCAGCGCUGAAUCAACCGAAGCGGUAGCAGUACUCACAGCAACAUAUCCGGUUGGUCACAUGCCCUAUGGCUGGUUAACAGAACUACGUGCCGUCUAUCCAGCAUUCGAUAAGAAUAACCCUACUAAUAAGUUAGCCAGUGGUCUGACAGUCACCAAAUCACAUAUCCAGAGGUUCACCCUUUGCUGUUUUCUCCUCUCCUUAACGAUGUGUUUCAUUGUAUUCUGGACGCCUCAUGUUUCUGAACGCAUUCUGGUAGAUGUCAUUGGGGUGGAUAUGGCCUUCGCACAUCUCUGCAUCAUUCCACUGCGAGUCUUUUCCUUCUUCCCUGUGCCUGUUACGGUUCGAGCUCAUCUGACGGGCUGGUUAAUGACGUUAAAGAGAACUUGUGUGCUGGCACCUAGUUCAGUUCUGCGCAUCGUUGUGCUCAUCACCAGCCUUCUGGUGCUGCCUUACAUGGGAGUGCAUGGUGCCACACUGGGAGUGGGGUCUUUAUUAGCAGGAUUCAUGGGGGAGUCCACCAUGGUCGCAGUGGCUGCCUGUUAUGUAUACCGAAAACAGGUGAGAAGCAAUCAGAUUGCAGAAGUCAAUGCAGAAAUGGUUGUGGAGGACAACUCUUCCCCGAUGAAUGAAGUCACCUCCAGGACAGAGUUAGAUGUCACUGAAGAGGCUGAGAAUGAGCAGGUGGAAACAGAAGAUGAAUGAAUCAAGGAAUGGGAAGAAAAGGUCUUGGAUUUUUGACGACAAGAAGCUAGUACUUUAUCAUUAUACUAUUUUUCUUUUUUUUUCUUUACAUUUCUACAAUCUCUCCAUUACCCCAGUGGAACUGCCAGCUUGAUUGAUGCUUGUAUGGGGUAGAAUGAGCAGAUCUGUCUACAUCAACUGCACUUUUUGCACUGAGGCAUAUUUACACAGAUGUCUUCCAAAGUUCCUGUUCUGCAGCCUGUGAACAUUUUUGCCAAAAUAGACCAUUGCAAUCAGAAAACAAAUCCUUGCAGAAAGACUGCACCAAGAACAGGCUUAAAAAGAUGUUUAUUAUCUGAACUUUGACCCUGAGACAUACAGUACCGUCCGUUUCCUCUUGCCUUGAGACGCACAAUGAAUAGUUACACUUUGAGUGUAUUAUAACUUGCUCAAGAGGAAUUUAUUUUACUGACUUGGGGCACAUACUAGAUUUGAUUAUGUCAGUUGAUUUAUUUUUGUAUUCACUGCACAAAUUCAGGUUUUGUAUACUUUGCAAAUGUCACUAUGGAGAUAUUUAGGUCUGAAGAUCAGAUCACUUCUAUAUACAAAAGGCUAUUUAUUUGAGCAUUGUGAAUGCAUGAAAUUAUCAUUUCUGAUCAGAUCUGAUCCAGUAUUUUGUGCUGGAACCACAUUAUAGAAUCCAUUUUCCUUUAUUUUCCAAAUCUUAGAAAUGUACUGUAAGUUUCACUUUCAAUAUCUGUUUUGUCAAAUUAAUGCAGAUUUUAGGUACUGUUUUACUUUAGGUGCUCGUGUUACUCUGUGCUUGUGGUUUAACUGAAUAACAGCUCAUACAGUAUGUCAACACAUACCAAUAAACUAAGCACUUGUGAAUACA
Molecule: messenger RNA, 2724 nt
Organism: Cyprinus carpio (common carp)
Lineage: Eukaryota; Metazoa; Chordata; Actinopteri; Cypriniformes; Cyprinidae
Product: progressive ankylosis protein homolog B-like
Exons: 12
Coding region: 345-1850 (501 amino acids)
Biological process (GO): phosphate ion transmembrane transport
Cellular component (GO): membrane
Molecular function (GO): phosphate transmembrane transporter activity
Source: RefSeq, a predicted model, not a curated record